AUGGCGGGCAACUUUGAUUCCUGGGAAGACGCGGCGGCGCAAGAGGAAGACCUUUCGAAGAAGACACAAAAUAUGAGCAUAAAUGCCAACACUUUCCGGCCUGGAGCCGCAUCUUUUCAGCCUGGUGCUGCCACUUUCCAGCCGGGGCAGCCAUACCAACAGAAUGGCUACCAGAACUACGGGUACGGGCAACAGCAAGGCUACAACCAAUACCCUCAAUACGGCCAGCAAUAUAACCAAUAUCCUCAGUAUCAGCAGCAACAAGGCUACAAUCAAGGUUACAACAGCGGCCAAUUCGCCGCUUACAAUCAGACACCUGGCGGCUUUCAACCCAGACAAGGUGCCCCCAUAAGCAUUGCAAAGAGAUCGGACACCCAACCUAUCGCUGCCCCAACACCUCAACAGCCCCCACCUCCAGCAACUAAGGCUGAAGCAACUCCCGUUGCCCCUGCAUCCAAACCACAACCAGCUACCGCAGCACCUCUAAAGGCGAAGGUCCUUUCGAUUGGUGUCCCAACAUCGGCAUCUGCCUCCCCUAAGAAACCAGCCUCUCCGACCACCAAGGACGAGCCAACAACUCUUAAAGCUGAGGCCGGAGCCAAAGCUGCUGCGGUGAAAGCCGUUGAAAAGACUGGUGAAAAAGUGUCCGGAAAGACAUCACCUGCCCCAUCAUCAGGAAAAUCUUCUCCGACACCAGCGGAUGCAAAAAAGCAACGAAAUGCGGAUGAAGUCGCGGAAUCACAAACGGCUGAUGUGGACGCAUCAGUCCUGGAAGAGAUGUAUGGGAAAGAACACGUCAACGUCAUUUUUAUCGGCCACGUUGAUGCUGGAAAAUCCACACUGGGUGGCCAGGUCCUUAUUCAAACGGGCAUGGUUGAUGAACGCACACUGGAGAAAUAUAAGCGAGACGCUAAAGACGCUGGGCGAGAAACCUGGUACAUUUCUUGGGUAUUGGAUUUGAACAAAGAAGAAAGAGCCAAGGGAAAGACAGUUGAAGUUGGCCGGGGCUUCUUCGAAACAGAGAAACGGAGAUACACCAUCCUUGACGCGCCGGGCCACAAAACAUAUGUGCCGAAUAUGCUGAGCGGUGCAGCUCAAGCAGACGUUGCAAUCCUGGUUAUAUCUGCUCGAAAGGGUGAAUUCGAGACCGGGUUUGAAAAGGGUGGACAAACCCAAGAGCAUGCCAUGCUGAUCAAGACCACCGGUGCCAAAGAGCUGGUCGUCGUGGUGAACAAAAUGGACGACCCUACAGUGGAAUGGUCCAAGGAACGGUACGACGAGAUUGUGGGCAAGCUGAAACCAUACCUAAAAAAAAGGAUCGGCUUAGACUCUACCUUCAUGCCCAUCUCCGCUCAAACGGGAAUCAAUGUCAAGGACCGCAUUCCCCCUGACGUCGCAAAGUGGUACAAUGGCCCCUCCCUCCUGGAAUUCUUGGACGGCAUGGCAAAGAUUCAGCGCAACAUCAAUGCUCCCUUCAUGAUGCCCAUUGGCGCCAAAUAUAGAGACAUGGGCACCAUGAUCGAAGGCCGCAUCGAAGCCGGCGUGAUUCAAAAGACUUCCACCUACAUCAUGAUGCCGAACCGCGAGGAGGUUGGCAUUUCAGCCCUCUAUGGUGAGACGGAAGAUGAAAUCCCCUACGCCACCUGCGGUGAACAAGUGCGCAUCCGCUUGCGAGGAAUUGAGGAAGAAGACAUUCAGCCUGGCUUCGUGCUCUGCUCACCCAAACGCCUCGUUCACUGCGUCAAGGAGUUUGAAGCACAGAUCAACAUCGUAGAAUUGAAAUCCAUCCUUUCUGCAGGGUUUAACUGCGUCUUGCACGUACAUGCCGCCACGGAAGAAGUAACUUUUGCAGCGUUGCUUCACAAACUCGAACCGAAGACUGGACGCAAGAGUAAGAAACCGCCUCCAUUUGCCGCAAAAGGACAGAAUAUCAUUGCAAGGUUACAGGUCACAAGCGGUGGAGGCAAGAUUUGUGUCGAGAGAUUCGAGGAUUAUCCCCAAUUAGGACGGUUUACACUCAGAGACCAAGGCCAGACCAUCGCUGUGGGGAAGAUCACCAAGUUGAUUUUCGAUGAUGACUGA
Cladophialophora bantiana CBS 173.52 is the source of this 2082-nucleotide messenger RNA. RefSeq lists its product as uncharacterized. Gene Ontology annotation, cellular component: translation release factor complex. Gene Ontology annotation, biological process: nuclear-transcribed mRNA catabolic process, deadenylation-dependent decay; translational termination; translation. Bases 1 to 2082 code for a protein of 693 amino acids. Gene Ontology annotation, molecular function: GTP binding; GTPase activity; translation release factor activity. Lineage: Eukaryota; Fungi; Ascomycota; Eurotiomycetes; Chaetothyriales; Herpotrichiellaceae. The transcript has a single exon. The record is from RefSeq and is a predicted model, not a curated record.